Molecule: messenger RNA, 2164 nt
Organism: Lucilia cuprina (Australian sheep blowfly)
Lineage: Eukaryota; Metazoa; Arthropoda; Insecta; Diptera; Calliphoridae
Product: sorting nexin-29
Exons: 1
Coding region: 296-2020 (574 amino acids)
Molecular function (GO): phosphatidylinositol binding
Source: RefSeq, a predicted model, not a curated record
GUGAAUGGCAGCAUAACAAAAAAUCUAUACGUCGUAAUAUUAAUUUGUUUAAACGAAAAAUAUCAAAAAGUUUAAUAAUAAAAAACAAAAAUUAAACAAUUUAAACAUUUAAUCUUAUAACUAACCUAUCUGAACAAAUACCAAUAAUUUAUGUAAAGCAAACAGAUAAACUAAUUGAAUCUAAAGCCAUCGGUGUGAUUAGUCAUAAUAAAAAUUGUAAAAACGUCAACAACGGGAGGGUGGAUGUAUUCUGGACAACCUUGCACUAAAUACCAAAAAAAUAUAGCGCUUAAAAAUGCCAACCACAGAACAGGAAGAAGAACCUUCACUAAGCACAGAACAAACUGGAGCACAUAAGAAACAAACAACGGUGGAAUGUGUUGCCUCUGAGGAAUAUUCAGCUUUGCCCGAAACAUUUUACUCAUUGCCGAUUGAAAGUGUUGUUUCGGAAGUCGGUUCGAUUUUCCAUCAAAGAAAAUAUGACAUUUUUGAGCGCUUAAAAAAGUCUAUAGAUCAGUGUGCUAAACGUUUUAAUGGACGCAAGGAACUGGCCAGUGAAACGGAUGAAACUGUAGCCGAAUUAUGUGAGGCACUCGAAGAAGCUUUCCAAUAUGGGCUAAAGCCGCAACAACCAACUCAGUUAAAUUUUGUAGUUUCGGCGGCAAAUCUUUUUCAAAAUAUGCAAGAAAUUGUUACCAGAUCUUCCUCUAAUCGCCCUUCGAAUACUUUAACAGCCACUACAGAAUCAAAUUUUUGGGAUUUUUGUCAGAAUUUUCUUACGGCCCAUGAAAAAGAGCGUUUUGAAAAUUUAAAACAAGUAUGGACUAAAGCGGGUAAAGGCCGGGCCUUUAUACGGGCUGCUCUAAAUGAACAUUCUCUACAGAGGUAUUUACUCACCUGGUUAUCGGAGUAUCAAAUACUUAUGUCUUACUAUACACAUUGGUCAGUUUUGUUGGAUGAUAAAAUGACCAAAUUAUUGCCGGAACUGAUUAAAACUUUAGAUCCGGUUUUAUUUGCUUUAUCGGUGGAUAAGACUGAGCUAAAUGUAGCUGUUAAGACCAACAGUGUUCAACAGAGCGUAGCCAAAGAAGAACCACUUAUAUAUGCUCCUACACCGGUUAAAGUUGAAAAUAAAAUCAAACGUAAGUCCAACGCAGUGGAGCGUCCCAUAGCUUGCACCAGUUCUACGGAUGACUUGUUAAUGCAAUUUCAAGCUAAUAACCAUAAUACUGAAACAUCUUCCACUACGAUAACUUCUCAACAGUUGUGUGAUGCCCUUGAAGAGUUACCCUCUACCUUUGAUGAUACUCCUUCCGAUCCUAUAGAACCAGAGUUAGAAUUUCUUAAAGAACCUUUAAACUUUGCACCGGUUCCACCACAAAACGAUUUUGGUACCGGUAAUGGUUCCAUAUCAUCGGCAAAUUCCUAUCAUGAUCUAGACGGUGACACCUCCUCCCAGUCGAGCAAAUAUUCAUCGAACAAUGCCUGCAACAAUCCGCAACAUGUUCAAUUAGAGGAACAAUUGAAAGAUAUUAAUGAACGUUGUUCUCUGCUGGAAACUAGAGUGGCCCAAUUGAGCUUAGAAAAUCGUCAACUAAUACGAAGACUUAAGAAGCAUUUUGAGGAUUCUGGCAUCGAUCCUUCCUCUUCAUUUGCCACUAAUUUUCUCAUUACCAUUCCACACACUAAACUCCACAAGUCUAAACCGGCUACAGGUUCUUUCCAUCUCUAUGAAAUCCACAUAACCAUGAGACAAAAUCUAGAACAUUGGUCUAUAUGGCGGCGUUAUAGUGAUUUUAAUAAACUCCACAAAUCAUUAUUGAAAACACAUCCCAGUGUGUCUUCGGUGGAAUUUCCACCCAAAAAACGUUUUGGCAAUAUGAACAUAAAAUUUGUCGAAGAAAGACGACAACAAUUACAAAUUUAUUUACUGAACCUGGUAGAGACAUUGCCACAGGUGGAGGCUUGUAAAACUAAAGCUGAACUACAGAAAGUAUUUCCAUUUUUAAGAGAACGGUAACAUUUGUUUACGGUUUUUGAUGGACGCUAGAUGUAAAAUGAAAACUUAAAGAAUGGAUUAGUUUGAAUGUUUGUUUUUUAUUAGUUAAAUUGUAUUAUUAUUAUUAUUUUCUUUAAAUAAUUAUAUUGAAUUUUAAUUGUGUUU